AUGACCUGCCAGCGAGCCUUCUCUUCCGCCUGCGUACGAGGUUCUGAAGACAAGCGUGCAGCGUCUGCCAAGAUCUUUUCGCUCGACGAGGUCGAGGCGGGAAUCAAGGCGCUGGAAGAUGCCGGAUACGAGCGGGCAAGCGUGUGGGAGCAGCGCGUGGUAUGGGGAGACCACGACCAGUUCCAGCACGUCAACAACGUCCACUUUGUACGCUGGUUCGAAAACGCACGCAUGUUCUUCGCCAACUCCUUCCUCGAAACGGACAACUUUACCCCAGAACGCAAACUCGAAAUCACAAGAGGUACAGGAAAGUCGUUCAUCCUCGCCGGUAUCAACGUCAGAUACAGAAGACCAGUCGUAUACCCAGACACUGCAUGUGAACUGCCGCUCGGUAAGGAUCGAUUCAUGCUCCGAGGCGCAGCAUACUCGUUGGCACAAAAGACCAUCGUCGCCGUAUCGGCACAGGACUGCGUCACGUACGACUACACCCAGCUCAAGAAAUGCGACAUCCCUCAAGAUCUGCGCACCGCACUCGAGAAACGCGGCUCGCACUUUGACAAGAAGCUCUAG
This is a messenger RNA of Moesziomyces aphidis, 570 nucleotides long. The record is from the annotation of a GenBank genome assembly. NCBI's taxonomy places the organism in Eukaryota, Fungi, Basidiomycota, Ustilaginomycetes, Ustilaginales, Ustilaginaceae.